CGGGGAGCGAUAAGCCUGGGAUCAGACAAGGCUUUAGGAAAGGAGAUGUUUAUUGCACCUGUCUCUGUCUUGGUGUCUGUGGUGAACACGUAUUUUAUUAGCAAUUUUACCACAAACGUUAAAAUUCAUAUGGAGCCUACUAGCUGUAGUCCUAGAUUUGACUUGGUGAUCUUGGAGGUCUUCUCCAACCCGAUUCUGUGCUUCUUUGCUUUGUGUAAUUUAAGAAGUAUAUUCAAAACAAAUGCAGUAAGCUAAAGGUUUUGUUGAGGUUUGUUUUGCUUUUUGUUUUUGUUUGUUUGUUUGUUUUUAAUACAGCCAUCUGUAUUUCCAGAAAUGCAUAGAAAAUUGUAUCACUGAAAGUAGAACUUCGUGGAUGGGUAUUUGCUUUGUAACUAGAGUUGCAGAUUGCCUGUUUUUUUUGUUUGAUUUCUGGGGCUUAUUUUCAUAAUCUAGAUUUCACCAUAGUGGGUAACAAAUUCAAAAUCCAGGGGAUUAAGAAAUACCUGUGGUAUUUGUCUGGCUUAAAUACAGAGAUGUGCAUGUGUUGACUGGUAAUUGUGUUGUAUCUCGCAUUUUUUUUUUCAUUCUAGAGCAGGUCUCGUAAUUGGGAAUUUAUCAACAUUUCCACUGGGGUAAUUUUACAGGAUUAUCCGCCCUCUGUUCUUCCUGCUGGUUCAUCUGGACUCUGUGGAGUUUGCUGCUAGCAAUGGAGCCUUCUGUGGGGGUUUAUUCAUGCUAUUACUGAAACGGAGCCCUUCGCAUUUGGAUUAACUCUUUGUUCACUUUUCACCUGAAUCGCUUGGAUCAGCCCAUGUUUAAAAAGGAUCCUACCAUGCAUCUCUUUUCUGUUUGCAUUCUGAAGUUGAACUCUGAAUACAGUCUCGUGUUCAGGCUGUUUACUGUGCUUGAAUUUUAGAGGAAGAACUGAAAUAUAAAGAUAGAUGAAACUGUAAUACUGCAUGGGCAGGAAUGCCCAAGGAAAAGUACGAUCCACCUGAUCCACGGAGGAUGUACACAAUUAUGUCCUCAGAGGAAGCAGCCAAUGGAAAGAAAUCACACUGGGCAGAGUUGGAAAUAAGUGGGAAAGUGAGAAGCUUAAGUUCAUCAUUGUGGACGCUGACCCAUUUGACAGCUUUGCAUCUCAGUGACAAUUCCUUAUCCCGUAUUCCUUCAGACAUUGCCAAGCUUCACAAUCUGGUAUAUCUGGACUUGUCCUCUAAUAAAAUUCGCAGUUUACCAGCAGAGCUCGGAAACAUGGUGUCACUCAGGGAACUACAUUUAAAUAACAACCUGUUACGAGUUUUACCUUUUGAGCUGGGAAAACUGUUCCAGUUACAGACUUUGGGUCUGAAAGGAAACCCACUUACACAGGAUAUUCUGAACCUGUAUCAGGAACCAGAUGGGACACGACGGCUACUGAACUAUUUGCUUGAUAAUUUGGCAGGUACUGCAAAAAGAAUUUCGACAGAACAGCCGCCUCCAAGAUCCUGGAUUAUGUUGCAAGAACCAGACCGUACAAGACCAACAGCCUUGUUCUCUGUCAUGUGUUACAACGUCCUCUGUGACAAAUAUGCCACCCGGCAGCUGUAUGGCUAUUGUCCAUCCUGGGCCUUGAACUGGGAAUACAGAAAAAAAGCCAUUAUGCAGGAAAUACUGAGCUGCAAUGCUGACAUCAUAAGUCUGCAGGAGGUUGAAACAGAGCAGUACUACAGUUUUUUCCUGGUAGAAUUGAAAGAACGUGGCUAUAAUGGAUUCUUCAGUCCAAAAUCUAGAGCUAGGACAAUGUCAGAACAGGAAAGAAAACAUGUUGAUGGUUGUGCAAUAUUUUUCAAAACAGAAAAAUUUACUUUGGUUCAAAAGCAUACUGUUGAGUUCAAUCAACUAGCAAUGGCAAACUCAGAAGGUUCAGAGGCUAUGCUGAACAGAGUUAUGACAAAAGAUAACAUUGGAGUUGCUGUUCUUUUAGAACUGCGAAAGGAAUUGAUAGAAAUGUCAUCUGGAAAGCCACAUCUUGGGAUGGAAAAGCAGCUAGUUCUUGUAGCUAAUGCACAUAUGCAUUGGGACCCAGAUUAUUCUGAUGUGAAGCUGGUUCAGACUAUGAUGUUCCUCUCUGAGGUAAAGAACAUUAUUGAUAAAGCUUCUCGUAGUCUCAAACCUGGUGUUUCGGGAGAACUUGGAACCAUUCCACUUGUACUGUGUGCAGAUCUCAAUUCUCUACCAGACUCUGGUGUUGUUGAGUACUUGAGCACUGGUGGAGUGGAAACAAACCACAAAGAUUUUAAGGAACUGAGAUACAAUGAAAGUCUUACUAACUUCAGCUGUAAUGGAAAAAAUGGGACAACAAAUGGAAGAAUUACACAUGGUUUCAAGUUGAAGAGUGCCUAUGAGAAUGGUCUAAUGCCUUAUACAAAUUACACAUUUGAUUUCAAGGGUAUUAUUGAUUACAUCUUCUACUCUAAACCUCAGCUAAACAUACUUGGCAUUCUUGGACCUUUGGAUCAUCACUGGUUAAUAGAGAACAAUAUAAGUGGUUGUCCACAUCCACUCAUCCCUUCUGACCACUUCUCACUUUUUGCACAACUGGAGCUUUUGCUGCCUUUCCUGCCUCCUGUAAAUGGAAUCCAUCUCCCUGGCAGGAGGUAGUCAAAUACAUUUUUAGAGGGCAACCUCAACUAACUUGUACAAUUGUAAAAUCUGAAUAUAGAGGAGUGAGGUAUGGCCAACAGGGAUUUUUUUCUUAAUAAUCUUAAUCUUAAAUCUUAAUUAUUUGCUAAAGACAUAGUAAAAGCCAGGUGCUAUCAACAGACACAAUUCUGAGCCCAAUAUACUUUGUAUACUGUUCCACAGCGAUUGGUGCAUUUGCACCUUUCUUUAAUACAUUACAAUUAACCUUCCUGUUUCUUUUCUCCAACGUGACAUUUUCAUGCCUUGAAAUAGGGAAUUGUUAUACAGUGUAUUCUCUUUGCACAGUUAUCUGUAGCACUACUUUUUUGUGGCCAGUAGGAACAUCCACAGAACAUUCUCCGUACUUCACUCCCUCCUUUUUCAGACUUGUUUGUAAAAUAUAGAAUUUGAAUUUAGCCUUUAUUGAUUGUAUAUGAACAACAGAAAACCUGAUUUAUGAGAUUUUGUACUUUAAAAAAAAAGAAAAAUCAGAUUUGGAAAAUGAUUGUAUUGUAAACUAAGGCUAAAUUUUUAUCUGUUUUCAUGUGUUAUAAAGGCCAGCAUGUAAAAGAGGUUGUCACAGGUUUUCUCUGCUAAUGAUUUGCACUGUUAGGGUUUCGUUAGCCCUUUUAUACUACUUUUUAUGUUCCAUUGAGAACAUUGCUUUCAAAAUCCAAACCUAUAAAAUCUUAAAAUCUUACAGAGAUAAUAAAAUACAUUCUAUUUCUGAUAAAAACAAAAAAGAGGCAUAGAGUUCUCACAGAACAGAUAAGCUGAGCAGUGAAUAUAAGUAGACCUGUAUGGAUUGAAAUUUAUUGCUGAUGUGUACGCACUCAGACAUUUUUCUCAUCUCUAACUUUUGAAGUAAAAUCUAGGGAUACUUGUGUACAGCUUCUUCAUUUCUGUUUUAAAUAUUUGCCCUAUCUCCACUGUGCCUGCUUAAAUUUGUUCUCAACUAGCACUGCCUGUGCAUGCAGAGAGAUCCUGUGCACCCUCUUUUAUUUUUUUAAAUAAUGUUAACACUUGUGAAAAUUUUAUGAAGAUACUUUUGUAUAAGCUGUGGCAUCUUUUUUUCCUUUGUGAAGCAUUGAAUAUCACACUUUGGAACAUGUUCAGGUUAUGGGUACACAGUUUCUAGCUUCUAAUGCCCAUGCACUGCUUCUUUCAGUGUCAUUGCACAGUGCCGUUUUUCCCACUAAGAGUUACUAUCAUGUGGAUUCUCUUUGGUUUGUGUGUUCCUCAGUUUCUGAAAGUAUAAGUCCUUGAAGAUAAAAACCUAGCCCUACAUUUUCUAUUAAUGAAGCAGUGUAAAAUAAAUGCAUCUUCAAUACAGGUCCCAAAGACAAUUCUUCAGAUCAUAUUUUAAAGUGACCAAGUCUUAUUUUAAAGUGUCAAGCAAGACCGAAGUUACAGUGUACCCUCAGUGCCAUUUGUGUCAUGAAGCCAAGUAUAUAACAGCUUAAAAAUUUAACUUGUCUAUUUGUAUCCUAAAAGGGAGAAAUCAUCAUCUCCUUAAGCUAAUACAACUUGAAUAAUAAAUGUAAAAAAAAAAAAUUAAUAAUGGAGAUAGAGCUUGGUCUUAAACAGCUUUUGUUUCAGCUGCGGGCAGGGAAGCAAAAGGACACUGAGCAUUAAGAGAAAACUUUCUAAAUAUUAAGAUUUUUUUAUAUAUAAGAGAGUGAAUUGGUAAUAAUGAUUCAAAAUUUUAUUGAAAAGUAGUCAGCACACAAGUGUGCUGAAACCGUUCUGUUUUAAGCUCAAAGUAAAAACUGCAAACAGUUCGGACAUGUAAAAUGUAGAUUUUAAAAUUUCAAUACGAGAAUUUUUGAUCUUGAAUCCUUGUCUGGGACCUGAUCUCUUGAGGUUAUCUUGUUUUGGUUUUAGUUGUAAAAACACCAAACAUGUCCAGUUUAUAAUCAGUACAUUGAAAUGCUGGUAGUAUUGCUGUAGUAGAUUUAAUGCGUAGUGUUAUUUUUUUUCUGUUUGUUUUUUGGGGUUUUUUUGUAAAGUGUGAAUAAAAGGUGUUUUACUCAUGUUUCCUUAAUGAUGUCUUGGUAAUGUACAUCAUGACAAUUUCCAGUAAUGAUGAGCCAAUUUAGCUUGUCAGACUAAGCAAACUAUUUUUCUUUUCUGAUAUCUGGAUUGUGUAAGGAGUCCAGAAAGCUUUACAGAAGGGGAAGGGAAGCACUUACUCAUUUUGUAUUUUUUUAGAGGGGGAUAAUUUACUUUAGUAGAUGCUGGAGCUUGAGUGCACUUGUUAGAUUCUAAAGGUUUGAGCUUUAUCCAGUAUGUGUUCUCCUCUAUUGCUUAGUCUUAAAAGAUUUUUUGAAUUUAUGACAGCAGGUGAAAAUAGGGCCCCUUGUGCUUUUGGAGACACAACUGUUCCUGCUUAGUCACCUUAUGGUCUAAGGGUCCAUUUGAAUAACCAUAUCCUCCAGCUUUUAUAGUAGUCCAUCAAGGUCCUGAUUGAAAACCCUCUAAAUCCAUUGAAGACACUCCUUUGACUUCACUGGGUUUUAACUGGACUGCAGCUGUGACUCAGGGGCUGAAGGAGGGAAGGAGAAAUGUUUUGAAAAUAGGGAAAGACCAGAUGGCACCAAAACAGAGCUGAGAUAAACUUUGUCAAACAAUCUUUCAAAGAAAAUACAUUCUUGUGUCAAACAAAUCUAACUCAAAAGUCUCAAUUUCCAGCUAUAACAUAGAAUAAGGCAAUAAACCGUGUCUUCACAAAAAUCAAAAUGUUUGCUUCAUAGUUUUUAACAUUAAAUGGUUAUUUGCAAUAUUUUUAUUCAAGGUGGCUUUGGGUUUUGCCAUAAUGUACCUUCAGUGUUAUUGUUGUAAAAGCACAUACAGCAAAAGUCACAGAACAUCCUUGGGGUUGAAAGGAUUUAUUUAGGUAAGACCAGGCUUUUUUCCACUUAAAGUAUACUCUGCCAUAUCUUGUCUAGUUUUAUUUGCAUUUACCAAGAGUUCUGGGUGUCAAAGUGUAAAUUGAACUACACCCUUAACUAAAACAAUUGUUUAGAGUGCAGGACUAAUACCACAAGUUACUGCUUUUAACAUAACACAAGUUGGGGGGGGGAGAGCAUAUAAAUUAGUGUGUGUUGUAAUUAUUUUGUUCUUUUAGCAGCUUUAAAUUAAAGGUAAAUUUGGCUAACAUUUGAAUUGAUUUUAAGAACGUUGUAUGCAUCUUUGAUGGAACUUCAGCAAAUCUCUCAAGGUUGUUUGGUUUGGGUUUUUUUUAAUAGCAGGCUUAGAAAUUAGCUUAUGCUUUGCUUUUUCAAUCACACAAAACCUGUAUGAAAGACAAAAUAAUUGCAACACCCUUGUGGGGGAGGGGGAAAAAGAAAACUAAUUACACUGUAAAACUUUGAAAAGCUCAGUUAACCGCUUCAGUAGCAAAGCCUUUCUCAUCCAGCCGGACACAGUAUUUUUUAAUAUGUUAACUGCUAUUCUUUUCUUUUGGUUGCAUAAAUUUGUAACACGUAAGUGUCUUGGUAUGUUUAAGUAGUGUCUAAAAUAGAAUAUCUUAGUCUUUAUUCACAGUACUUCUGUAUAAUGUGUAAUGCACUGGACUAACUCUUGUUUACCAUUCAUGUAACAAAAACCAGCACAUUAUCUGCACUAAGCUCAAAGAAUGUUGCAUUUGUCUAUAGGCAGCUCUUCAAUAAGAUACAUGGGAAACUGAAUAUGGUCUGAUGGUAAACAAGGGCUUUUACUGUUCUCUUCAGUGGAACUUUCUUCUUGGUCAAAUUUUAACUAGUUAGUAUUAUAUUUAUAUACAGGGUCUUCUUUUUCUUUACCAAUGUAUUUUCCUACUCAUAGCUGACCAAUAAAUCCAGUAUCUGUUUCAAACCUU
Molecule: messenger RNA, 6523 nt
Organism: Cinclus cinclus
Lineage: Eukaryota; Metazoa; Chordata; Aves; Passeriformes; Cinclidae
Gene: CNOT6
Product: CCR4-NOT transcription complex subunit 6
Exons: 12
Coding region: 970-2643 (557 amino acids)
Biological process (GO): nuclear-transcribed mRNA poly(A) tail shortening
Cellular component (GO): cytoplasm; CCR4-NOT complex; nucleus
Molecular function (GO): poly(A)-specific ribonuclease activity; protein binding
Source: RefSeq, a predicted model, not a curated record